Molecule: messenger RNA, 564 nt
Organism: Medioppia subpectinata
Lineage: Eukaryota; Metazoa; Arthropoda; Arachnida; Sarcoptiformes; Oppiidae
Source: the annotation of a GenBank genome assembly
GACAGCUUUGUGUUCAGACAUUUAUCAAAAAUUGUUUGGUUUAUUGUAAUCACAAUUUGUGUUGUAUUUGUGGUCAUCGACUCACUCGAUGAGCCCAUAAGACUGGCUUCUGGCGGCGGACUCAUCGGUUUUCUACUCAUUGGAUACAUAUUUUCGAAACAUCGGUCGCAUAUAGUGUGGAAUCAGGUGUUAUGGGGUGUUUUGCUGCAGUUUCUAUUCGGUCUAUUCAUCCUCCGCUGGUCUUUCGGCAAACAAGUGUUUGAAUGCAUCGGACAGAAAGUCAGCACAUUCUUGGAGUUUACAGACAGCGGUUCCAGUUUUGUAUUCGGAUAUCUGGUGUCCGGCAAACUGGAGGGCACUUUCGAAAACGUCACCGUUUUAGGCGAGAGUAAAACACUACAUAUUCCCACACAAGCGGCUGUGUUUGCCUUUAAGACAAUGCCAGUCGUCAUAUUCUUCAGUUUCUUUGUGUCGAUUCUGUAUUACUAUGGAGUGAUGCAAAUACUUGUGGUGAAAGUUGGCUGGUUUUUGCAGACCACGAUCGGCACCACCGCUUGCGAGUCG